Molecule: messenger RNA, 1026 nt
Organism: Papaver somniferum (opium poppy)
Lineage: Eukaryota; Viridiplantae; Streptophyta; Magnoliopsida; Ranunculales; Papaveraceae
Product: cytosolic sulfotransferase 14-like
Exons: 1
Coding region: 1-1026 (341 amino acids)
Biological process (GO): sulfation
Cellular component (GO): cytoplasm
Molecular function (GO): sulfotransferase activity
Source: RefSeq, a predicted model, not a curated record
AUGGCUAGCACUAACAACAACAACCAUGAAAAAGGUGAUGAAAUUUCUCUUGACCUUCCUAAAGGGGAUGUAUGUCGCCACGGUUUAGGAAGUGAUGUACUAUAUCAGUAUCAAGGUUUUUGGCGUUCUGCUAUCGGAAUAGAAAGCAUCAAGGACUUUCAACAGAAUUUCAAAGCUUUAGGUACUGAUUUGAUUAUAGCAACAAUGCCCAAAUCAGGCAGCAUCUGGUUGAAAGCACUAGCCUUUGCCAUUGUCAACCGAAUCAAUUACCCUUGUUCAAACAAUUACCACCAACACCCAUUGCUUACUGUUUCACCCCAUGACCUUGUUCCGUUCAUCGACUUAAAACAUUUUUUUCCAGAUCAUAGGCUACUUGAUUUCACUAACACUAUCACCACUCAUGAUUAUAAUUCUCCAUGUAGAGUUAUAGCUACUCAUGUCCCUUACCCUUCUUUAGCUGAAUCCAUUAAGAAGCCAGCUACAAAUUGCAAGAUUGUUUAUCUAUGUAGAAAUCCUCAAGACACCCUUAUAUCUAUGUGGAUGUUUAUAAACAAAGUGAGGCCAGUAGUGAACAAUAACAAUAGUUCUCUGUCGAUUGAUGAAGCUUUUGAGUUUUUCUAUGAGGGAGUCUCAGAAUUCGGUCCGUUUUGGGAUCAUGUACUUGGGUACUGGAAAGAAAGUUCAGAGAACCCUCAGAAAGUUUUGUUUCUAAAAUAUGAAGAUUUGAAGAAAGAACCGAAAAUCCAAGUAAAGAAACUCGCGGAUUUCAUGGGUUAUAGUUUUUCUGUUGACGAAGAGAUACAUGGAGUGAUUGAAGAUAUAAUAAGUCUAUGUAGUUUUGAACAGUUGAAGAAUUUGGACGUGAAUAAGAAUGGAUAUUGGAGAAAUCAUGUCGAGAACAAAGUCUUCUUCAGGAAAGGCGAAGUUGGUGAUUCGAAGAAUUACUUGACACCUCUUAUGGUUGAACGACUUGACCGUCUCAUGGAAGAAAAGUUGCUCGGAUCAGGGUUAGUGUUUCAAAACUAA